GGAAACUUGUUCAAAUGACGCAUGUCAAAUUUUAGUGAAUCGGAACGUACCAUUGGGACUGACUUGGCGAUUCGGAUUUUCUUUCAGUGAUUAUCUCGAUGACUUGUGUAAAUUCAAUGUAAAUUUGAUUUGUUAAAUGACAGUUUAUUAUUUGUGAUUCGCGGACGUGUAUCGAGUAUACUUACAACUGUGCUCAUGUGGCCGCCGGGUAUAAAGGACAUAUUGCAGUGACUGGUUAUAAUUUUCCAAAAACAAAUAACGUAGAACCAUCAAUAUGAUACAAGACGAUGAGUUCGAGGCCCUGGUGACAACCCCAGAGCGUAUAAAGGCUCUGGGGUUCAAGCCACAAAAGGAAAUCUUGACGAAUCACAUCUUGCCAUAUGCCGCCGAGUUGGAUGAUGAGGCCUCAAGAUUCCUACAACAAGUGAAGACAAACCUGGCGAAGGCCGUCAUGUUGCGCGAGAUGAAGCCAGCUUGCGGUGUGUGGUCCUCCAGGCUCAUGAAGUACAUUCGAAUUCAUGGCCUGAAGUUCAGCAAAGAGGAUCACAUAAAGCUAAUAAAGUUGGCUUAUGAGCUUGUGCUUAUACCUGACCUUGAACCAUGCAAGAUUCACAAGUUUGCUACAAUGUUUCUAAUGCUCACUAAGAAAAGACAAUUGAUUUCACCUGACGAACUGACGCUGCAUUGGCGUCCGCUUUACGAUAUGGGCAAAAAAAUAUUUGACAAAAGCGCCACCCAUAUUGGAAUGUACCAUUACCUGACCUCCCUCGAAGGAUCAUAUAUUUCGAUGGUUAAAUGCGCGAGACCAUAUUUCCCUUUGAGUGCAACAAAAGAGAUUUUAGCGGAGUUGUUGCCCCAAAUAAACCCUUGGUCUACCGAUACACACGUCGUGUGUCAGCUGGCUGUCUUCCUGCCGGUGGCAAUAAACCCCAAGUAUGCGCAGUUCGGCCACGAACUCUGGUUUGACGAGAUCAUGUCGCUAUGGGAUACAUGCUACAACUCACAAUGCGGUAUCUCGGACUUAAUGAUGCUGUUCGCGGGGCUAGCAAAGCGCAACCCCGGCGCGAUAGACUGGCAGCCACACGUGCCCAAGAUGUUCACCAGGUUCCUCCAUGCCCUGAACCUUCCAGUCAGCUACAAAGACAUGCAGAUCACACGCUGCCAUUCCCUAGAUAUGAAACACGUGGCUUCUUGGAUUGUAUGGAGCAUUGCCCCCGACGGUGAGGUGCUCAAACACUUGCGCAGCUUCCUGGCAGGAGUCGAGAGCUAUCUGCACAGCGCCAACUCAGGGCGCUGGUCCUAUAAGCUGAGGGACCUGCUCAGGAAACUAGCAAGAGAAUUUCUUAACAGGGUACGUCGUGAGCGUGAACCUAAAUUUAAAGAAAGUUGGGAGAACCAAACUCCGCCUCACUAUCGACUCAAAGACGAAGACAUCACGGAGUUUGUUCAGAUCGUGCUCGAGCCGACACUACAGGCAGUGUACAGCCGCAGCGGCUCCCUCGAUAUAUCUAUUGCCCUGCACAACCUAGCGACCCUGCGCCCCGCCAUCGUAGUCCCGCCUCUCCUGGAGAGACUCAAGACCUCCCUGACGUCACUGACGGAGCCCCACCGAGUGACGGCCGCCAUGUCAGCAGUGGCCGCUGUAGCGCGCCCCAUGCUGCGCGGAGCUGACGCGGGCUACCCAGAGGGCCCCACCCACGUGGUGCCGUUCCUGCUAGCUGUACUGCCGGGCCUCGAUCCCAAUGACAUUAAAAAGACAUUAGUCACGCUACACUUCAUACUCAUCUUCACAUGGAUGGUGCCUUUCAUAGACUGUAGUUCAGCUCACGAGCACUGGUCAGACCUCACCGAGGAGGAGCUCCUCACCUGUGAGUCUACUGCUCAACUCGAAGACUUCGUGCUCGUCUUCUUAGACAGAUUGUUUGUGAUCAUCGAGUCUAGCGUACUCGAACAUGUAAGACUGGAUACUAAGGAAUCCGACGCCGUUCGCAGUAAGACUGACGCUGUAAUGGAAACUGCCAUCUCUUCGGCCGCGACCGCUGUGCUGAUGCAGUGCUCGCCGAAGAUAUUUAAAGAAGCAUUAAGAAAGUUCAAGGCUUUCGCCACUGAAACGACGUUUGAAACGAAUGUAUCUGGGAGUAUGGUGGGUGUGAUGUUACACGUGUUUGCCCGCAUAGACUCGGAGGCCACGCUGGCUGCGUUCCUGCCAGACCUGUGUGAACAACUGUCCGAGUUGUUGGCGACGGACGAGGCGCUGCACGAGGAGAACCCCUCGCGUGACCUGGUCUACAGGUUGGUGUUGCUGAUGCAUGUGGUGGAGUGUGACGGCGUCGUGCUGCUCAAAUAUGUCCCGGACAUCCUGCCCAUACUGGACAGGGCUCUGAAGUUACAUUCAAACUACGCGCUGUCCAGGGCGUGUGAGGUGCUGAGUCACAUGCUCACUUCGUUGUGCUAUAUUGAUCUGAAAGAGUGGAAGAGUUCGCCUAAGGAUUACGGUUCAGCUCCGGAGACGUGGCUGCCUAUCCGGGAGUGGGGGUACGGGUGUAUGCUGAAGGAUACAAACUUCAAGUGGCACGUGCCAUGCGAGGAGGAAGCCAAAUGCGCGCAGAUGUUGGUGGACCGCUACCUGGUGGCCGAGGCGGGGCGUCUGGAGCAGUGGCUGGCCGGCGAACGGGACAUGUCUCGCGAGCGCCGCCUCAGGAGCUUCUACAUCAUCAACGCCUUACUAGCCUGCAGCACCUUCCUACCGCCCCCCGACGAAAACCCCGUUUCCUUUUUGGAAUCCCACGUGCCUGCUACAAGCAUUCCAUUUACAAGCGGCGUGCGCUACCAAGUGACGCUGGGCGGGGAGAAUGUACGCGUGGCGUUGACGCGUCUACUACUUAAGGUGCAGGCCAAACUGUUGGCUGAAAAGACUGAUGAUACCAAGGGCCUGGAGAUGCUUAUACAGGUAUGGGAGCGAGUAGUAGUUAUGAAGGGCAUGCGUGGCGGGCCUGGCUUAGAGGCUCGACUGAGGUCCUACGGGGCUCUAGAGCGGGCUCUGGACGGACGCGGUGGAGCCCCGGACCGCAAGGGCUGCCCCCGGGGCGUGGGCACCGCGCGCCUGCGGAUGCUGACUGCUGACGCUGCGAGGCUGCAUGAUGACUCGCGGUACGACCUCGUCUGCGAGGCUGGGAUCACUCCCUCAGCACUCAGCGCCUUACACGCGCUAGCUGAACUCUCCAUCAAUACCUACAGCUCGGUCCGCAUAUUAGCUCAAAUCCGUUUGUACUGGAUGUUGAGCCAUUACCCGUAUUCGUAUCGGGCGUUGGUACCAAAGUUGGCGGAAAUAUUGGCCAAAGGCGGUGAAGGCGACGAGUGGCAUGCGCGCCAUAAAGGGGUUCUGUUCAUGAUGUUGGGGCCACGCAGUGGGCCAUUGGUGGCCAAGCAGGAUUGGGAUGUAGUGCGUACGUUAUGGCCAGCUAUACUUAACGCACCGCUUAGCGAGAAACCCAGCAUGGUUCGGUUAGAACAAGCAUUCAGCGAUAGUCUUCACCGUCACUUCCCGACUGUGAACACUCGUCUUACAAUAAGCACUACGGCGGUAGAAGCGGCCGCAGUACUAAUAACUAACGAGGAACGAUCCGACCCACAGUUCACUAAGAUCCUCAACGAAUCUAUAGCAAGAGAAACAGCCAACUCAGAUAGAACUGAGAAAAUCUACAAUGAAUUAAUUGUAGAACUUAUGAAGGUUGUCGAAACCCCCAAUAUUCAAUGGCGUCGCUUGGAGCUGGCAAUGCAGAUGCUGACAUUUUGCCCGUCCCUUCAAACCCCAUACCCUGGGUUCGCAGUCCGGGGUAUGGUGCAGGCACUACUCCACGAUGACAUCGCCGUCAGACGCACAGCACAGAGACUUGUCCACUACGUCUUAAAACAACGCAAGCACAAACUUAUUAAAAUAGAAAUCGAUCCGUAUGAAAUCGCUGGCGUACCACGACCUGAGAAACGUACGCCUGGGUAUCGUAAGGAUCUUGAGUGGGCAAUAUGGUCUGACGAGAGGGAACAUAAAACUGACGAAGAAUGGGAUCAACCCUGGUUGAGGAACUCAAUGUUCGGAUUCUAUGCUUGGCCUGAAAAGUUAGAGAUAGCAGCACCGUCAAGCAAGCAGGUAUUCUCUUCAGACCUGGCUCCCGAAAACAUGGAGGAGGGCGAGCGUCACCUGUACGAGUUCUUCAAUAACGAGGAUAAUGUCAACAAGCUGGUCGCCUUCCUGACUGUUGAGGAGAAGAAAGGAAAGGACAAGUUUAAUGGAGUGCGCUUUUCUUUGUUCAAGACACUAUUUGCGCAAUUCGGUAACGGGGUAAGCGCUAGAUUCCUGCAGCAUGCUGAGCGUUGCGCGGCGGACUCCCAGGAGGCCGCGCAACGCUUCGCGGCCGAGGUCACCGCCGCCGCCCUCCGCGCGCCGCGCUACUGGCCGCGGCAGAGGGCCAUCGACAUGUAUGCUGCCGCCGUCAAUAUACUGCAAAUCGGUUUGACAUCAGUGACCCCCGAAACUCUUGAGGACUGGGGCACCUGCGUCGCCACUGGGGUGGAGAAGUUAGACCCGACCCGCGGCCGUCAAGUAAUAGAAGGAUUAGUUCAGAUUUGCGCGCCACGCUCACGCACGAGAGACAGCGAACCAGAUGUCGAUACUUCAUUCAGUAUCUGUGCUAGACUUUAUGCUCUCCAGGGUGCACUCGGCUCUCUGCGUUGGAGGGCGGCACCACUUGCUGCCGAACUGUUGAAGCGGUUGGAGGAUGCCAACUUCACACAGCAUCCCUACCAAAACGUACGGGAAACAGUCGGCAGUUUGUUGAUGACGAUCUUCGACACGGAGCUAGUGUUCCCCGGCGGGCACAAUGGUGACGCGCCUCGUCUGGCUGACUUCUUGGCUACUGUACAACCACGACUCGCCGCGCUCUACGACGAGAACGGUGAUAUAGUGAUAAAGACGGCAGCCUCAGCGGCAAUGCAGUGCAGUCCCCGCGAGGCGGCGGGGGGCUGCGCCCCCGAGACGUCGCGCCUUCGCCCGCUACCGGGCGUGCCCGCCGUCGGCGACGUAGCGCUCGACGUGGCGAGACUCACACAGACACACGACCAGCGACACACCCCCACUGAUGACACACCACAGUCGACGGAGACAGGAGAGUCUUCAGACACAGAGGGCGAAGCCCGAGCGCCCCGUGCGGAGCGCCAGCUGGUGUCCCGCCUGGAUGCAGCGCUGCGCCUCACUGGGGACGUCGCCGCGCCUGCACCGCAGGACCACGCACGGGCACUCAACUUGCUCACUACUGUACUCCGCGGGUGCAUGGGCGUGGUGGUCCGCGGCGUGGGGUCGGGCGCGGAGCCGCAGUACAGCGUGGUGGGCACGGCGUGCGCGCUGGCGGGGCGCGGCCCCCCCCGCCCGCACGACGAGCUGCCGCGCGCCGCCGCCGCGCUGCUCGCCGCGCUCGCGCUCGCGCACCACUCCGCGCGCGCAUUCGACAUCGCGCUCCAACAUCUGCACGCGCUCGCCGACAGUCGCUCAUGGUCAGCUCGUCUAGCGUGCCUGGACUUUGCUCAGCCCCUGCUGUUCUACGGGCUACCAAUGUUAUGUGACCGCGCCGACCGCGCCAUCGCCACCGAGCAGUUCGCACUCAAACUGAUGAGAGAUCCAAGACUUGAGGUGCGACAGUCUGCAGCGAAACUACUAACAGGUCUGAUGCACUGUCGUGCGCUGCCGGACGAGGGUCGCACGAUGCAGGGGCUGAUGCGGAGCUGCCGGUCUAAGGAGCUGGUAGAGCGCCACUGCGGUGUGCUGGGGCUAUGCGGGUACCUGGCGUCGCGGCCCUACAGCCUGGGCGAGCAGCUGGGCGCCGUGCUGGCCGAGCUCGCUCGCCACACGAGCGCGCCCGACCCCAUCCCCGCCACCAUCCGCGACGCGCUCGCUGACUUCCGCCGCACGCACCAGGACGACUGGCCCAAACACCGCGACCAGCUCACCGAGGAGGAACUCGAUCUACUCGCCGACCUCACCUCGCCCCCCUCUUACUGCGCUUAAGUCGACUAUUGCUACAUAGUUUUAUCUCUUUUUAUGAUAAGGUAUUUUAUAGGGAUGCAUCCGAUAACGAUACAUUGCCAAUCUAACAUGUUUUGCAAUGUAUCGGAAUCGGCGAUAUUAAUUUUGUUGAUAUAACAUUGACUUAUAUUUUAAACUUUCGCUAAAGUUAUUCGGUGAAAGACAAUGUAUAUUGCGCUCACAAUUUGUUUACGCUAGAAGAAGCUUCAAGUUAUAAUAUAAAGGUAAUCGUUUUUACUAUGACAUGCGCUAUAUGUUUCACUAUUUUGUGACUGUGGCGUGAAUUUCUUAUUCGUCUUGACUUUGUAUAGUUGCUACGUAAUCAAUUUGUAUGACCUAUUCUGGAAAAUUUCUUUAUCAAUAUUGAUGAUACUUUUUUACAAAAUAAAUAUCGUAUCAACUGAAGUGCGCAUCGAUGCAUCCCUAGUAUUUAAUUGUGAUAUUCAACAAUAGCUUUAUGUAUGACACAAAUUUUUGUUGCAUAAUUACUCCAAAGUGUUAUUGUUUCGUAAACUGAAGUGAAAGUAGCUAUUAUAGACGCCGUGUGAUACAAUUACUGAGACUGUGUUUCAGUAACAGUGACUUCAUAGGCCUAAUAUGUAGUGAAUUAGUGAUCGUCUCUCCUGCAUAUACAUACAUGUAACCGACCUUUUUACUAAUACUAGGUAUUCACAUAGAAUCUGUAACGGUGGUGGCUCCAUCUCAUAUCAUGUUCUGUGCCCACAGUAGACGCCGGUGACGGAUUUAGAUAGUAAGAUGGUCAAUGAGUAAUUUUGUAUAAUUUGAAAAGCUAUUUUGAUAUUUUUGUUUUAUAGUUAUAUUAUAAUAUAUAAUUUGGUUUGUUGGUUUGGAAAGAAGAAUUAAAUCUAUAAACAAUUUUAAUUUAUUAUGAUGGGUAUAUAUUUUUCGUCAUUUUGUGUGACAAUGUGCAAUGUCUCAUUGUUCUUAAGACAUUUCGUUCCAUAAUAGAUCUGUUUACAUGGGUUAAGUAUUUGUAAAUACUUGUAUAAAUAUUACGUAAUAUUUCUUUUUUAGGAUAUUGUAUUAAAUACUACAUUAAUAAAUAAUAUGUGUUUUAUUUCAACUGGACUAAGGAAACUACAUUUAUUCACUUAUACAAUUUUAUUUUCAACAAAUUUUGGUCAGACGAUGUUACAUGAAAUAUGAAAAGAGAAUAUUGAGAAAUUCAGAGCAUCAAAGAAUAGAGUAACAAUUAAACCUAGUGUGCGAGUCCCCGAAGGUUACUUUCGGUCUUCGACAUCUGAAAGUAGAAAAAACAUGAUAAAUAAC
Messenger RNA from Spodoptera exigua (beet armyworm), 7366 nucleotides. The record is from the annotation of a GenBank genome assembly. Lineage: Eukaryota; Metazoa; Arthropoda; Insecta; Lepidoptera; Noctuidae.